AUGAAACGACGGAGAAUCCAAACUUUAUUUCGGUUGCUUCUGUGUGUCAGUAUUUUGCCACCUUGUUGGUGUGCUCAUGGGAAAUAUGCUCAUAAGCUCCUGAAUGAUUUAUUCACCAACUAUACUAGUGCGCUGAGGCCUGUGGAGGACACAAACACCAUCCUGAAUGUGACCCUGCAGGUUACACUGUCACAAAUUAUCGACAUGGAUGAGCGAAACCAAAUUUUGACUGCAUAUUUAUGGAUACGGCAAGUGUGGGUUGAUGCACACCUCAAAUGGAAUAAAGAUGAUUACGAUGGACUUGAUACCAUCCGCAUACCUAGUAGUUAUGUAUGGAGACCUGAUAUAGUCCUAUAUAACAAUGCAGAUGAUCAUUUCACUGGCCCCAUGGACACCAAUGUGGUGAUCCGACACGAUGGCCAGAUAAUGUGGGAUUCCCCAGCUAUCACCAAGAGUUCUUGCAAAGUGGACGUGUCUUUCUUCCCCUUCGAUGCUCAGCAAUGUAGGUUCACCUAUGGCUCCUGGACCUACAACGGUAAUCAGCUGGAUAUCCAAAAUGCCAUGGAGAGUGCUGACCUGGCUGACCUGGUGGAAAAUGUCGAAUGGGAAGUGUUGGGUAUGCCGGCUAAGAGGAACAUUAUUUUGUAUGGCUGCUGUGCCGAUCCUUACCCAGAUGUGACUUACACACUGAAACUGAAGAGAAGAGCUUCCUUUUAUGUCUUCAACUUGCUCAUACCAUGUGUGAUGAUUUCUUUUCUGGCUCCACUGGGCUUCUACCUGCCUGCUGACUCUGGAGAGAAGGUGUCUCUGGGAGUCACUGUAAUGUUGGCCCUCACUGUCUUUCAGUUGUUGGUUGCAGAGAUCAUGCCACCCUCUGAGAACGUACCUCUUAUUGGAAAGUAUUACAUUGCAACCAUGACCAUGAUCACAGCCUCCACUGCCCUUACCAUAUUCAUCAUGAACAUACACCACUGUGGCCCGGAUGCUAAGCCUGUUCCCAAGUGGGCCAAGAAAGUCAUUCUGCAGUACAUGGCCAGAAUGUGCUUCGUUUAUGAAGUUGGGGAAAACUGCAUGUCGCCACAACCGGAGAAACAGGAGCCUCCACUUGUAAAGAACACCAACUGCACCAUGAACGGUCAGGCAGGACCAGGCAGAGAGGACUGUGUCUUCAAAAUGGAGAGAGGACAAGAGACAGUGACUUCAGAGGAGAGGGAAGACAUGGAUCAGAUGAUGAGUCCAAUAGGCUCAAUUGGGAUGAAUCCUACCAACCACUACAGCACUUGGAAAAAUGGCAUUUUCAUGAGCAUGGACUGUGGAGAUUCAGGGGGUCCAAGGAGAUGCAGGAAGGGAGGUGUGAGUGAGGGAGAGAGAAAAGACAGAGAGUUUUCCUGCUGCUCCCAAAGCAAUGAGAGGCAGCUGCUGCGCAACAUUGAGUACAUAGCCAACUGUUACAGAGAUCAGAGGGCCACGCAGAAAAGGACUGGGGAGUGGAAGAAGGUAGCCAAAGUUUUAGAUCGCUUCUUCAUGUGGAUAUUUUUCAUAAUGGUGUUUUUCAUGAGCCUGCUCAUCAUGGGUAAAGCCAUCUAA
Molecule: messenger RNA, 1587 nt
Organism: Seriola dumerili (greater amberjack)
Lineage: Eukaryota; Metazoa; Chordata; Actinopteri; Carangiformes; Carangidae
Gene: chrna10a
Product: neuronal acetylcholine receptor subunit alpha-9-like
Exons: 5
Coding region: 1-1587 (528 amino acids)
Biological process (GO): signal transduction; chemical synaptic transmission; monoatomic ion transmembrane transport
Cellular component (GO): neuron projection; postsynaptic membrane; synapse
Molecular function (GO): acetylcholine-gated monoatomic cation-selective channel activity; transmembrane signaling receptor activity
Source: RefSeq, a predicted model, not a curated record